This is a messenger RNA of [Candida] anglica, 910 nucleotides long. The record is from the annotation of a GenBank genome assembly. Lineage: Eukaryota; Fungi; Ascomycota; Pichiomycetes; Serinales; Debaryomycetaceae.
CUUCACUUAUGUCUUAAUGCUAAGCUUCUAUGGUCGACAUCUCCGUAGAUACGCGUCAUUAGCGGUCCACAAGUCACCAUCGACAUUUUCUGCAUCUUCAACCCCAUCAGUAGUUAAACUAUCUGAUCCGUUAUCCAAAUUAUCAACCGUUUCAAAUUGUAAAACAUAUCUUGAAUAUGUUCGUGAUAAACAAAUUAAUAUUCAUUCUUCUGCAUGUCAGGGAACUCUUUAUGAGCUUCUAGCUGGCAGCCAAUUAUCGCAUCUUCUAAACUUGUAUGAUUUGUCCUGGACUGGGGGUGCCCAUGAUCAAGGUAUUGAUCUUUUAGGAUCUUGGGAUUUAUCCAAAUUUUGGAAUCAUGUGGUGGCCAAAGGUGAUAUAACUCCCAAGACAAAGAUUCCUCAGACAAAAAUCAAUGGUUCACCGGUACGACCCAUGCUUCGGGCUUCAAUAGAAUACCAACGAUUGGUGAAUCCUACCAAGAUCACGAAGACUGCAACUUCAAUCGAGACUUUGACAGCAUUAGUUCAAUGUAAAAAUAUUAAAAGAGAUAUAUCUCCAGCAAUAAUCCGUGAAAUGGCAGGUAUAUAUCAUUUCCAUGUGAAAAAUUCCAAGGAUAUGAAAAGAACUUUUAUGUUUCUUGUUGGGGCAAAUAAUCUUACUAAGCAAGGCAGAGUACAAUUUGAUUCAUCAAAUUGUCCUCUAGUAUUCUGUAAGGUUCUCCCCUUGAGAUUAAUAGAAGGAAAAGAUGCAUACGAUAUAGACAAUUGGACUGGAGGAAACAUGGAAUCUUUCUAUUGUAAUCAAUUUGCAAGAGCCAUGCUUUCCGGGUUACAAUUGGAACAACAAGUUCAACAAACCAUCAGAGAUCAAUAACAAAAACAAGCAUUAAAUUAAUAUAGAUACCAUUAA